This is a messenger RNA of Cladocopium goreaui, 807 nucleotides long. The record is from the annotation of a GenBank genome assembly. NCBI's taxonomy places the organism in Eukaryota, Dinophyceae, Suessiales, Symbiodiniaceae.
AGGUCAUGCAGCUUGUGACAGGGCAGCCCUUGCGGAAGAUUAUUCAGACCCGUGUCCUAGAACCUGUGGGAAUGCGCGAUUCCUGCUUUCUUGUGCCGCAGUCGAAACUGCAUCAGCUUUCAACGUACUACCGUCUCAUGCGCGAUCCGGUCAAAGGAAACCGCUGGCUUGAGCGACUGGAUGGAUUGAAAGCAAAGGAUAGCAUGUACGCCAAAGGCUCACAAGCAGUUUAUCGUUCUGGUGGACUUCCGGCAGGAGUUCCUGCUGCUGGAGGCUUGUGGGGCGCGGGGCGCUCCACAAUGCUCUUCUCGCUACGGGACAUUCUCUUGUAUUGUCAGAUGCUUCUGAAUGGUGGACAGUCUCUUGCCGGACAUCGUGUUCUCAAAGCAUCAACUGCGAGCUCCUUGCAAAUGGAUUGGCUGCGCUUGAAGGAAGCUUGCAGGACCAGAAAUCCUCCUGGUUGGGGCAGUCCCGAUGUUGGUUGGUCGCCUCUGGGCAAUGUUGAAAGAUAUGGUCCACACGCUGGUGCGCUGUAUAUGGGAGGCAUGAGCUAUUUCUGGUUGGAUCCGCGCCGGAAAGUUGCUGCUGCUAUUAUGACAGAGAGCUACUGGCAAGUGAAUCCACUUGGAUGGAAGGCCGACCUGGACGAUUUGGAACAGGUAAUACAAUCCGCAAUGAAAGGCACGAGCAGCAAGAGACAAGCAGAGAGCCAAGAUGGCUCUCUUGCAAAACGCCUCAAAUGCUGAUGGCCAAAGCUCCACCUGAGCAUACCUGAGCGUUUUCAAGUUGCAAGUCGGGAAAAGCAAG